AUGCAGUUGGGAGUCAGUGCAGCAGCGGCGACACCAAGUAGUAGUGAUUCUCGGAACACAGGUAGUAGUGAUUCUCGGAGCACAGGUAGUAGUGAUUCUCGGAACACAGGUAGUAGUGAUUGUUGGAGCACAGGUAGUAGUGAUUCUCGGAACACAGGUAGUAGUGAUUCUCGGAACACAGGUAGUAGUGAUUCUCGGAGCACAAAUAGUAGUGAUUCUCGGAGCACAGGUAGUAGUGAUUCUCGGAACACAGGUAGUAGUGAUUCUCGGAACACAGGUAGUAGUGAUUCUCGGAGCACAGGUAGUAGUGAUUCUCGGAACACAGGUAGUAGUGAUUCUCGAAGCACAGGUAGUAGUGAUUCUCGGAGCACAGGUAGUAGUGAUUCUCGGGCAGGUAGUAGUGAUUCUCGGAGCACAGGUAGUAGUGAUUCUCGAAGCACAGGUAGUAGUGAUUCUCGGAACACAGGUAGUAGUGAUUCUCGGAACACAGGUAGUAGUGAUUCUCGGAGCACAGGUAGUAGUGAUUCUCGGAGCACAGGUCCCUCUACUCCAAUUACCUACCAAUACCCAGGUCUUAUAGUACCAGUACCUCAAUACCCAAGUCCCUGUGUUAGUUUGUACCGGUAUCUCUUACAUGAAGAAUAG
This is a messenger RNA of Homarus americanus (American lobster), 645 nucleotides long. Its product is annotated as protein rtoA-like. The record is from RefSeq and is a predicted model, not a curated record. Bases 1 to 645 code for a protein of 214 amino acids. NCBI's taxonomy places the organism in Eukaryota, Metazoa, Arthropoda, Malacostraca, Decapoda, Nephropidae. The transcript has 4 exons.